Adineta steineri is the source of this 3231-nucleotide messenger RNA. Lineage: Eukaryota; Metazoa; Rotifera; Eurotatoria; Adinetida; Adinetidae. The record is from the annotation of a GenBank genome assembly.
AUGACUGCUCUUCAUCAAGUAGUGAAAAGAUCAUUGAAUGACGCUGUGAUGAUUUCAAAUGUUGUUGCUGCUGGAACAGAUAUUGAAGGAUCAGCCUCGAAUCAACUUUUUUAUCCUUAUGGGAUUUUUGUUGAUGUGAAUUUGGAUUUAUAUGUGACAGAUUGUUCAAAUGAUCGAGUUCAGUUGUUUCAGCCGGGAGAAUCAAAUGGCAUCACAGCAGUUGGAUACAGAUCACUAAAUCCAACAAUCACACUUCGUUGUCCAUCUGGAAUUAUCUUAGAUGCUGAUAAAUAUUUAUUCAUUGUGGAUCGUAACAAUCAUCGCAUUGUUGCUUCAGGCCUGAAUGGUUUUCGAUGUUUAGUUGGAUGUUAUGGAAGCGGUUCACAAUCCAAGCAACUGAAUUUUCCAUUUAGUUUUAGUUUCGAUCAUUCUGGAAAUAUAUUUGUUACUAAUGAAUGGAAUAAUCGAAUUCAAAAAUUUUUCCUAAUGAAAGAUUCUUUUGCUGUUUCAUUCAAUCAACCAAAGUUUUGUCCAACGGCCACUUGGAAUUCCAAUGGAAUUACCUUUGCUAAUCGCUCGAUUUUGGGCCAAUAUUCUACCGCCGUUUUUGUGGACAGAAACAACACAAUCUAUGUCGCUAAUCAACAAAAUAAAACAAUUCUAAUAUGGCAAGAAGAGAGUGUCAAUCCAACAAAAAUCAUUCACAAUAAUUGUACACUACCUAAUUCUCUCUUCGUGACAGCAAAUGGUGAUGUUUAUAUUGAUGAUGGAUUUAAGAAUGGUCAAGUACAGAAAUGGAUAGUAGAAACAAAUACUUUUGUCACUGUGAUGAAUGUUAACUCAACAUGUUAUGGUUUGUUUGUCGAUAUCAAUAAUACUCUUUACUGUUCAAUGCCUAGUCAUCAUCAAGUUGUGAAAAGAUCAUUAAAUGAUGCUGUGAUGACUUCAAAUCGUAUUGCUGCUGGAGAAGGUAUUAAAGGGUCAAUCUGGGAUAGACUCGAUAGUCCUCGUGGAAUCUUUGUUGAUGUGAACUUAGAUUUAUAUGUGGCAGAUUGUAACAAUAAUCGUGUUCAGUUGUUCCAGUCAGAAGAAUUAGAUGGUAUCACAGUGACUGGAAGUGGAUCACUAAAUCCACCACUUAAUUGCCCAAGCGAAGUUGUCUUAGAUGCUGAGAAAUAUUUAUUCAUUAUGGAUCGUAACAAUCAUCGCAUUGUUAGUUCAAGCUUGAACGGUUUUCGAUGUUUAGUUGGAUGUAAUGGAAUGGGUUCACAAUCUCAUCAAUUGACAUUUCCAUUUGGUUUUAGUUUCGAUCAUUCUGGAAACAUGUUUGUUACUGAUACAUUUAAUCAUCGAAUUCAAAAAUUUCAAUAUUGGGAAGAAUCAUGUGUAAAUACUUCAUCAGCUGUUCAAACAGUUUAUGCAUCAAAAUUGACAACGAACAGUUCAACAUAUUUACGCAGUUGUUUCGGUUCAGGUUCAACUUUUUACUAUGAAGCGAUACAAGUGACUAUUCGUCGAAGUGGUCUUUACACUUUCUUCAGCAAAAGCAAUAUGUCCACACACGGCUCUAUUUACAAAGAUUAUUUCGAUCCAUCUAAUCCACAUGAAAAUCAACUCUUGUCCGCUGAUGUCAACUGCAAACCACUUCAGUUUAAAUUCACAAUUGCUCUUGAAACCAGUAUUACAUAUAUAUUGAUUGUGACAACCUAUACCCCCAAGGAGACAGGUGAAUUCUUAAUAUUUGUAUCCGGUCCAAAUAAUGUUAAUCUCAAGACCAUGAGUUCUCCAUCAGUCAUCGAAAUACCAUAUUCAUCAGAUGCACAAUCAAAAUAUUCAUCACAGUUGACUACGAUUAGUCAAACAUAUUCUCGAGAUUGUCGAAAAUCAAAUUAUUACUAUGAAACUAUACGAGUGAAUGUAGUGGAAACUGGAUACUAUGCUUUGAGUAGUUCUAGCAGUAUGGAUACAUUUGGUGAUAUUUACAAAGAUGAUUUUAAUCCAAUGAAUCCUAUCGAGAGUCAACUCUCACAGGUUUAUCGAAGCUGUUUUCAUCUAAAUUUCAGGUUCAGCGUUUAUCUUUACGCUAGCACUAAAUAUAUAUUAGUGGUGACAACAUCUUCUCCAAAUAUGACGGGACGGUUUUCCAUUUUGACAUCUGGCCCAAAUAACAUUACUCUUGAUCCUUACACUCAAAGUCAGACCAGUUGUUUCAUUGGUCAAAAAUGUCAGUUCUACAAAAAAAGUAUUGGUGUCACUCUCGAUGAUAUUUUACGUGACGAAAUUCGAUCAAAUAUGACAUUGACUGAUCAGACAGUAUUGGUGAAAAUCAAUGCUGCUCUAACAAUGAUUAUGUUUGUUGGAGGUUUAAUCAAUAGUUUGUUGUCUCUACUAACAUUUCAAAGUAAAGAUCUACGACAAGUUGGAUGUGGCAUUUAUCUCUUAGCAUCCUCGAUUACUUCGUUUCUUACGAUCAGCAUGUUUGUAGUGAAGUUUUGGUUUGUUGUUCUUACUCAAAUGGAUCUAUCAAUUCGUUUUUCUGUUGUUCGAGGAGGUUGUUUAUUGAUCGAACCACUUCUCAAGCUUUGUCUAUAUUUGGAUGCUUGGCUUAAUGCUUGUGUAGCCAUUGAAAGAGCGAUUCUUGUUUUCAAAGGAGUUAACUUCAAUAAACAAAAAAGUCAACGCAUUGCUCGAUGGAUAAUUCUCGUCUUACCAUUCUGUAUCAUGGGUUCAAUCAUUCACGAACCUAUACAUCGAGAGUUGCGUGAGGUAAAAAUGGAGACAAAUAAAGUGGAUAUCAAUAGAUGGUGUUUAACUCGUUAUUCUCCUUCUAUUCAACAAUACAAUACAAUCAUUCUAUUUUUCCAUCUUGUUGGCCCAUGUAUUAUCAAUCUUUGUUCUGCUUUAUUCAUCAUAUUUGGAUCAGCCCGACAACGAUCAACAGCUCAAACAAGACAAACUCUAAGAGAACAUAUUUAUCAUCAAUUUAAUGAACAUAAACAACUAUUAAUCAGUCCAAUUAUUCUUCUAAUUCUGUCUUUACCUCGUCUGAUUAUGUCAAUGUUAUCUGAAUGUGUCAAUCCAUCGAACCAUCGAUUAUUAUUUAUUUUUGGUUAUUUCAUUUCAUUUACUCCAUCGAUGCUUAUCUUUAUUAUCUUUGUCCUUCCUUCAGGAUUGUACAGAAAAACAUUUCAAGAAUCUUUCAAACGAUGGCGACGAUUAAUUCAUCAAUAA